GGCUACGUUCCCACAUUCCGGAAUAAAAAGCUCAAAAUGCAGGGCUGUAACGAAAAUGCAAUUUUCAUAUUAAGAAACAAAACGAAGGUGGAAGGGCUGGUAAAAAUGAACAGCACACUUGUAUUAAGGCCUUGCCAAGCAAAGUUAGGCGCAAGCUUUGCCAAAUUCUUCAAUAUCCUUAGAGCAAUGAAGGGGAUGUAAAUGCUAUGAACCAUACACCUUACCCUAGUAUUUCGAGUUCGGUCCUAAGAAGGCCAAAACAUUCCCCAUCCAUUGCACAAAAACAGUAAAAAGGGUACAAGAAAAUCACAAGGAAUUACGUCACAAGAGACCAUCACAGAUAGCAAACAAUAACAAAUAAGGCCGACUGUUAGAAGGUAGAUGUCCGUCAGGAAAUUAACUCUGAUUAAAUUUCAUUCAAUGAUCCUAAGAGUUUGUGUAAGGUUCUGAUUUGAUUUCAUUUGAAAUUGAACUUUUUCGGCAUAGUUGUGACCCAGAAAGUUGUAUUUCUUUAUCAUCUCAACGAUUGGUUAUUACUUAAUACUUCAAUUUUAUCAAAUUUCUUGCAACCUCAAAACUUUUGUCAGUUCUUUUGUCAUUGUUUUGUCAUUUUAUGAUUCUUUUGUCAUCUAUACAAUGGAUGCUUGGAGGUAAGAAUAAUGUAUGAGCAUUCGCCAUGCCUUCAGUUGUAUUGUGUAAGUACACCAAAAUGCAAUUUCCUUGUCUCUUUGGAAUAAAAAAAUUAUUUCGUUUUGAGAUGCGCCUCCUGCAAACAGGAAACCGAACAUUUUUGCGACCACGCCCUCCAGAUUCGCUUAAUGCACUUCAAAGUAUUUCUUGCAGUCGUUUCCUGUAAUCGUUUAGAAUUUUUUGCAAUUUUCAGGCAUGCUUUUGCUACGUUUGAUCGAUUCCAAUCUUAAAUUGGAAUUCAUUACUUUAAGAGGCCACCUAGAGCUCGAGGCCCUGGGGCAACUUGUCCUCCUUGCCCCCUCUCCCCUCGGCAGCACUGCCUGGAUUCUAGUGGCAUUUCGCGCCAGCCUCGUAACAGAGUUACGAAAAACAACGAUGGAAGACCAAGGAUCAAGUUGACAAGCGGCAAGUCCGGCAAAUGAAGGUCACUUGAUUGUUCAGGAAUGCACUUCAAAAUAAAGCAACUUACAAAGAGUUCAUAUUUAGCUAGCUUCCUCCUGAACCAUGGAGAGUAUUGACAAGGAAAUAAGAGGCGAGAAAUUGAUUUCUUUUGAUGAUGGGGAUCCAGGCAGCCCUGAAAAUUUUGUGAUUGCAAACCAUGACACCACUCCAGAACCACAAGACACCCGGUCGAUGUCACUGCGACAGCAAGCAACGAGAGACAGCAUUGCAGACGAGCUUUGUAUUCCUGUCAAUUCAGAAGUUGCACUACAAGCUGUCGCUGAGUUUGAACUCUCUGUCGAUUAUGAUUGUCCGGAGACCAACGAUGGCGAGAAUGUCACCAAUGAAACGAAUGUUCCACGUAGCUCUUCUGGUCAGCCCAGAAAAGGCAGCGUUCCAGACGAAUUCGAAAUGUUACUUGCAAGCACAUAUGUGGAGGAAGCUUUCUAUGGCAGGAAUGGAUUCUUCAUACCAGAAAAAAAGCAGUUAAGGCUUUACUAUUGGUAUAACCAGUCGGUUGUCCGCUUUGGUUUGUUUAUUCUGAUUUGGACAAACAUGGCUUUGGUAUUGUUUGAGGAUCCCGCUGUCGAUGGAUGGGGUCUUCCCCACUGGGCAACAAUGUCCUUGGAAAUGAUUUGCCUGAUUGGAUACUUCGGCAGACUGUAUCAUGCCUGGGCCUUCAUGCCUAAGUGGAGGCAUUGGCAAGAUAGAAAAGUCAUCAUUGUGCUAGGUUGCCUGUUGGCUACUUUGAUCGACAUGGGCUUGUACAUCAUAUUAAAAAACACAGGACAUGACAAGUAUGCGAUCAGAUGGUCCAGAGUCUUGCGACCAGCCUUCAUGAUCAAUUUCAGUGAAAGUCGUCAGAUACGAAGAGCAAUCAGAAACAUUCGAAGGACCUUACCUGAGAUUUCCAAUGUUUUGUUUCUUUUGCUGCUCAUAAUAUCACUGUAUGCGCUGCUCGGUUUGAAGCUGUUUGGCAGGAAGAAUCUUCAAACAUUAGAUGGGCGAAAAUACUUUGGCGAUUAUUUUGACAUUUUCUUUUCGCUCUAUAUUCUCACUACGACAGCAAACAAUCCAGAUAUCACAAUGCCAGCGUACAACCACAACAAUUGGUACUGCAUCUUCUUCAUUAUUUACGUCAUCAUCUGCAUGUACAUAUUCGUCAGCAUCUUCCUUGCUGUCGUUUACAAAAAUUACAGAAAGCAUCUUAAGAAUGAAGUGAAGGCGGUAGUGUACCGAAAACGACGUAAUCUGCGUAGUGCAUUUGAAUGUCUGAAGACCAAAAGAGACGGAAAAUUCGUGAUAACCUUUCACCGUUGGAGGGCUUUAAUGCAUUAUAUGGCACCAAAGACCAGUCCGGUGCAGGUGAUGCUCAUGUGGCAUGUUUUGGAUGAGCAUUCUAGAGGUUAUAUUUAUUUCAGAGAGUUUAUGUUCUUGGCUGACCUGUUAUCUGUGAAAAUGAAGGAAAUGACAAAACAGCCGCAGUUUUUUGCCCGCGUUUGGCCCACGUGUUUCAACAGUGGAGCGGUAACGUUUUUAAGAAAAUGUGUUGAGCACAGAUUCUUUGGGUAUGUGUUCUAUUUAAUCAUUGUGGCCAAUGCAUUUUGCAUCGCCUUCGAGUACGAUGGAGCUGAGAUUGCAUUUCUUGUUGUAUUCAAUCUGGAAAUGUUCCUCAAGUUGUUUACGUUUGGAACUGGAAAGUUUUUCUCCAGGUUUUGGAACAUCUUUGACGUUCUUGUUAUUGGUGGAGCCACCAUCGUGGCAGUUAUCGAGGGGAUAUUAGAUAAAACAUUAGCUGGUUUGGAUGUUUUAAUGGUUCUUCGAGUAUUACGACUGUGUAAGAUUGUGCAAAAGUACGACAGGUUCAAAGUAAUUGUCAACACCAUUAUGCAAAUUGGCCCUGCCAUGCUUACUUAUGGUGGAAUAAUUUUUAUAUUAUACUAUGUUUACUCCAUAAUUGGCAUGGAGGCUUUCGCUGGGUACAUGCAUGAACUGCCAGUUCCCAACAGCACGAACCGCUUGGAGAUCUUUCCGCCAAAUUGCGGAGACCAGCGUUUAAAGGGAUCUGAGUAUGUGCGACUAAACUACUGCGGGAAAAACUUCAACGAUGUUUUGAAAUCAUUCAAUUUGCUGUUUGAUUUGACUGUUGUCAACCAGUGGCAUGUACUAACUGAUGGCUUUGUGCGCGUCACUAAUAGAGGCGCAAGACUUUAUUUUUUCUCAUUCCAUUUCCUUUGUGUAAUUGUGUUAUUGAACAUUUUUGUAGCAUUUGUUUUGGAAGCUUUCAUGCUCCAGUAUACUUUUUCUAAGACUAAAUACGAAGCUGCUUUGGAGAAGAAAAUUCAAGAAACAGGAGCCGGUUCGGAAGAUGAUCUUAGCAGAACACGACCCCAGGAGAAUCGACUGGAUGAAAACUUCUCGAUUGUAGAUUACGUUCAGAAAGCAAGGGUCAGUUACAAAUUGAAGAAACGAAAAACGAAAAAUGCUGAAGAGAUUCUCCAACAGAUGUUUGAAGAUGAGCUGAAUGCAGACGAUCUUGGGCCAGACUUACAAGACUUUGAUGAGCUGAACGAUGCCAUUGAACAUGAAAGUGAUGCUAAGUCAAGGGCACUCACGUUGAAUACUGUUGAUGCUGACCUGUAGGCACCAACGGUGCGCUACCAGAAUGAGGUGUGUGCUAAUUAAUGGAUGCAUACAAUUCUUUAUCUUUCCAUGUUAAUCUAUAUUUUCUUCUUCAUAAAGAUUUUUAACAACUGCCUUUGAAUCAGUAUGUGAAAAAUCGAAGUUUGAAUGCCUGCCAUCUUAUUUCCCCACGAGUGUUGCUCUAGCCAUGGCAUAUGAGAACAGAGGAAAGAUAUUUGAGUCGAUUAUCUCAUAUGCGAUCUACUGCCUUCAGUUUGCUAUCGUUAGUGCUUUAAAGGAUUGCCAGGUUUGUUUCUCUUACCACCGGCUUACCAGUGUUUUGCAUCGAGCUCCUAUAAACCCAGUUAUGUUUCUUAUGUUAAGAUUAAGGUUGAAAAUAUCUAGCUGAUUUGUUGCGGUCGAGCCUUCUGCGUUAAUCAUUUUGACGGCUUGUUUUUAUAUAAAUUGUCAUUUUUUGCUUUUUUGCUAUUACCAACACAGAUUCGUAAAAGAUUUUUGUAUUGCUAGGAUUCAAAAUCGAAAAUAAAUUCCUAUAGAUUAAUUUGCGAAAUUAUGUUGUAAUGUAUUUCUUCAAAUAUGUGAAAGAUAUGAAUUGUAGUGACUUAUUUGUUAGAUUAAAAUGAUUAAUUGUAGAAUAUUAUUGAUUUGUGAAGAAAUUUAUUUGAUGUUAUCUAUCUUAAUGUUUGAGAUUCAAGAUUUUGAAAAAACCUCUGUUUAAAUUUGCA
Rhopilema esculentum is the source of this 4499-nucleotide messenger RNA. Its product is annotated as two pore channel protein 1. Gene Ontology annotation, biological process: transmembrane transport; monoatomic ion transport. NCBI's taxonomy places the organism in Eukaryota, Metazoa, Cnidaria, Scyphozoa, Rhizostomeae, Rhizostomatidae. The record is from RefSeq and is a predicted model, not a curated record. Gene Ontology annotation, cellular component: membrane. Gene Ontology annotation, molecular function: monoatomic ion channel activity.